AUGUUUUGGGAUAAGGACUUCUUCCCUAACACUUCUUACAAAAUGAAGUGUUAGUUCUACGUUAUGUGCUUAAUUUGGGCUUUCUAAGGUCCUGUUAUGAAUAGUAUUCCAUUCUUGUUCUAAAAUCCUCAAGAUAUGGAGUGUGAAAUUGAUGGCACCUACACCCCUUGUACUGUAGAACAAAUGUGUGCAAAUAAAUACAAAUAUAGAUAUCCUGACGAAAUCCACAUUUAAAGUAUUACUUAAUAAUUCGAUUUUGUUUGUGACAAGCAACUCACUGUCGCCUCUAUCCUUGGUUUAGCUAUGGGCGGUUAAAUUUUGGGUUAUAUUUUAAUCAUGCUCUACGAUUUCCCCAAGAAAAUCAAGUCUCGUAUGAUUCUCUACACCGUCCUCGCUGAAGUUAUUGUUCUUUUCUCAGUCAAUUAUUCUGAUUUGAACAUAAUUUCUAUUUCUGCCAUUCUCUUUGCUUGGAAUUUCCUCUUUGCUUUCUAUUUUGGCCAAUAGUACGCUUACAUUUGCGAUAUCUACUCUGCUGACAUCAACAACUGGGCUCCAGUUAUUCUUGGAUGUAUGAUGCCCCUCUUCGGUAUUGUUUACAUUGGUUUUGCUUAUGUCUCUAGCGAUUGGAGAAAUCAUUUAACUAAAUUCACUGCUAUUCCUCUUCUUAUCCUUGUUCUCGUUUUUUACAACAUGUACGACUACAGAGAUGACGAAACUGUUGACCAAACCGUUGAAAAAUCUAAGAACUCUCGUAUUGAAGGUCUUGAUUUAAUUUCUACCUUCCUUUCUCACUUGAAGGAAUUACUCUCUUCUGAAAGAUGGAUGAUGAAUAGUAUCGUUUACUUCCUCUGUUGGGUAGGCAGUAACUGUGCUUAUACUACUACUUUCUUGGUAUUCAAUGAUAUCACUGUUGGUACUUUUUAUAAGAAUUUGUUUGUUACUGCUAUUUUUGAUUUCGGUUCAGCUUUUGUUGCAUUCUUCUUAGCUGUCUACUGCCGUAACAACAACCGUGUCAAAGAUUUAAUGUUCUGGACUGCUAUUGUUACAGCAAUUAUUCAAAUCUCUUCUGCAUUCUUCCCUCACAACACUACUUCAACUCGUACAAGCUACUUCUUGACUAUGGCUCCUAUCCUCAUUUCCAAGGCUUACAGCAAGAUCUUCGUUUCUUGUUUGCUUAUUGAUAUGCCUAACUAGGUCCCAUUCAAGUUCUUACUCAUCCUCUUCUCUCUUUCCAACAUUUGCUCUCUCAUUUUCGGUAGUAUGAUGCCCUUGUACUACGUAUUCAUGAAUCAAAUGGGUGUCUCCGUCUUCAUCACCUUCGGUAUUGUCACAUUAAUUACAGCAAUAUACGUUUCAAAGAUGACCUAUAUGUCAGACUUUGAAAAGAAGCAAAGCGAAAUUGAAUAGGGUGAUCAAUAGCUCCCCCCUCAAAUGGCCAUGGUCCAAACUCAUGUUAAGAGAAAUAGCCAAUAAGAAAAUCAAGAAUCUACCUAGUAACCCCUCAUUCAAAUGGAUACUAGAGAGUGA
Tetrahymena thermophila SB210 is the source of this 1527-nucleotide messenger RNA. RefSeq names its product transmembrane protein, putative. The record is from RefSeq and is a predicted model, not a curated record. Lineage: Eukaryota; Ciliophora; Oligohymenophorea; Hymenostomatida; Tetrahymenidae. The transcript has a single exon.